AUGUAUGAGAAAUUUGAACAGGGAAAACUUUUACAAGUUAGUUUGCUUGUAAACUUAGAAACAACUCUUCAAGCUUUUCAAGAAAAAAUAAACAAUAUCUAUAUCGAAUAUGCAAACCAGUAUAACAUUGACGAAGGAGAGUACCAUCUCGAUAUUAUUUAUGACAGGAAAAAUGCAACUGUUAAAAUCAAUAGAAUAGAAGACUUUGGAGAAAACGUUUAUAUUUCUACAAAAUAUAACAACUUGGCAUGGUAUAGAUUUAUGAGGAUGUUAAAUCAGCCUGCAGCAUAUCCAGUACACCCAGACUUUUAUGAAGUCGAAAACCCUAAUGGAACAUAUGAAAAUGUUUUCGACCAAGAUGCUAUUAUUGUUCAUGCUUCAUUUUCUGGCGCCCAAAACUCUUUCUUAUGCUUGGCAAAUGACUUUUACGAAAAACCUACAAAGUUAUACGAACCACCAAGUGGAAGUAUUUCAGACUUUCAAGUAUGGUUUACUACAGAUGGAAGAAAAAGAAUAAUUCCAUUAUACCACGCGUUUUACUUAGAACUUAGUUUCAUAUACAACUACUAUCGAACGGUAAAAAUAUAA
Trichomonas vaginalis G3 is the source of this 588-nucleotide messenger RNA. RefSeq lists its product as uncharacterized. Bases 1 to 588 code for a protein of 195 amino acids. The record is from RefSeq and is a predicted model, not a curated record. NCBI's taxonomy places the organism in Eukaryota, Parabasalia, Trichomonadida, Trichomonadidae. The transcript has a single exon.